AUAAUAUUAAUAAAAAUAAUAGAUAAACAAGCCGGCCUAUCAAGCCAAAUAGGCUUUUUAUGAUAGCUUGGAGUUGACAUUUUUAGUUAAUUAUUAAGCCUUUUAAAAAGUUUAAGCCCAACCUUUUUAAUAAACGAGUCAAGUCAGACCAAACCUCUGACGAGCCCCUAUUGAACCGCCUGACUUGUUUCCACCCUUACUUAUAAGGUGGUUUGAGGGCUGUGCUAGUUAUGAUGGUAGAGGUUUUUGCUUCUGCGAUCCCUCGAUUGACUUAUUUUUUCCAGGACCUUGGUUUUUAUUAAUGGGAUUAGUCCCUCUCUUAAUCACUAUAUUUGAAUUUCAUGUUUCAAAAAAAAAAGUCAAUAUCAUCACAUGUAGCAAACUAUGACAAUAUUUUUCUAUUAAGGGUGUUCAUUGAAAGAAUUGGACUAAUAAAAACAAAUUUUGGAAGCCAAGUUUCAAAGAUUUGUUUAAUCUAAAUUGCGGCCUAGCCAAACAAGUCUGGAUAAUCCAUAAGGAUUCUGAAGCAUUAUGGCCUUAUGGGUUAGCAGCUAAUAUAGGGGGUGAAGUGGGCUAAGCCCGCCAUUUACAUUUUUUUAUAAAAAACUAUGACAAUAUUUUCUAUGACUAUGCAUUGAAAUAAAACGACGACCUAUAUUAUUUGAAACGACAAUGAGCGACAAAUUUGAAGCGAAAUAAAUCUGAAAAUUCAUAUUUCCCGCGAGAGCGCAAACUCAAAACUCAAAAAACGAGUAUUGUUGCCACGCUGGCGAUCCGCGUGAACCUCUCUCAUCCAAUCACAAUCCAGAGUCGCUCUCUAUAUAAACCAAACCCAAGCGUUUGAACAUUCACAACAUACUCUUUCAUCUUCAUCUUCUUCAGCAAAUUCAAAUUCCUGAAACCAUGUCUUCCACAGAAGCUGCUACCACCACCAAGAAGGGCGGAAGAGGCAAACCCAAAACCACCAAAUCCGUCUCCAGAUCCUCCAAAGCCGGCCUCCAAUUCCCCGUCGGCCGCGUCGCUCGCUACCUCAAGGCCGGCCGCUACUCCCAGCGCGUCGGAUCUGGCUCCCCUGUUUACCUCUCCGCAGUCCUCGAAUACCUCGCCGCCGAGGUUUUGGAGCUUGCUGGUAACGCUGCAAGGGACAACAAGAAAUCGAGGAUAAUUCCGAGGCACAUUCAGCUUGCGGUGAGGAACGAUGAGGAGUUGAGCAAGUUGAUGGGGCAUGUGACGAUUGCGAGCGGUGGUGUUCUGCCGAAGAUUCACCAGAACUUGUUGCCGAAGAAGGUUGCUGGGAAGGGGAAAGGGGAAAUUGGAUCUGCUAGUCAAGAGUUCUAGAUAUGUAUCUAGGGUUUGUUGUUUCACUUCUUGUGGAAAAAAUGGAUGAUUAGUGUAGUUGUUGUUUUGGUUGGUCAAUUGAUGUAUUGAGAUUAGAGGGUGUAUAGCUCUUCAUUUUGUGAAAAACUAAUCAAAUUUCAUGUUC
Lotus japonicus is the source of this 1483-nucleotide messenger RNA. Its product is annotated as histone H2AX-like. The transcript is spliced from 2 exons. Bases 904 to 1338 code for a protein of 144 amino acids. Lineage: Eukaryota; Viridiplantae; Streptophyta; Magnoliopsida; Fabales; Fabaceae. Gene Ontology annotation, molecular function: DNA binding; protein heterodimerization activity; structural constituent of chromatin. The record is from RefSeq and is a predicted model, not a curated record. Gene Ontology annotation, cellular component: nucleosome.